Messenger RNA from Hipposideros armiger (great roundleaf bat), 4627 nucleotides. It is a transcript of the gene ATF6, whose product is annotated as activating transcription factor 6. Lineage: Eukaryota; Metazoa; Chordata; Mammalia; Chiroptera; Hipposideridae. Gene Ontology annotation, molecular function: DNA-binding transcription factor activity, RNA polymerase II-specific; RNA polymerase II cis-regulatory region sequence-specific DNA binding. The record is from RefSeq and is a predicted model, not a curated record. The coding region runs from base 862 to 3306 and encodes 814 amino acids. The transcript has 16 exons. Gene Ontology annotation, biological process: endoplasmic reticulum unfolded protein response; regulation of transcription by RNA polymerase II. Gene Ontology annotation, cellular component: nucleus.
AGCAUAUGUCUUCCCAGACGCUUGCAAGUGUGCCCAAGGAGACCCACAGAAGGACAUACUUCAUAUAACAGUAAAAAAUGAAAAUUCAAAUGUCCAUCAGUAGGGAAAUGAAAAGAUUGUGAUAUAUAGGUAAUAUUCAAGGAAAUAACAUGACAGUUCAAACACGGAUGUAUCAUCAAAAAUAAGAAUGAGAAAAGUGAUUUGGAGGGCAGAAGAUACCUGUAUGUUAAAAAAACCCGAACAACACUAAAUGUGUGCAUCUUUAAACAUGAUAAAAGUAAAAAUAAAAAUGGACUUGAGUGAUUCCUCUAGUAUUCCUAAUAGAGGUUUCCUCUGUGGAGGGAGGGAAAUGAAGUAGCCGAGGGAAAAGCCGAGCUCAACUUUAUCUGUAAUGUUUAAUUUCUUAUGAAAAAUGUGAAGCGAAAAUGCAAAAUGUUAAUACUUAUUAACGUUUGGUGAUAGGUAGACAAACGCAUGUUGCAUAAUUAUCAGCACUAUUUGAAUAAAAGAUACAGUUUUUGAAUAUUAAAAAAAUGAAGCCUUCCCGGAGUUCAGUCAUGGUGACUUAAAAAGACUAAGGUGUCUGGUGGAUCGAGAAUUGAAGUCUCUUGCUGGUUUUAUUUUCGUUUUCAUGACAGCGUUUGGAUUUGCAGUUGGAUGAGAAUAAAAGUUAUGAAUUCACCCUAGUGAACACUGGUCAGUCGCGUGAGGCUGGAAGGAACCCGGGUCAAGGUGUGGGCACCUGGGGGGCCCUUUCUGGGCGGGUCCACGGCGGCUUUGUGCGUCGCGGGUGACGUCACGCGUAGUAACCGCCCAGCCGGGGGCGCGGAGGCUUGUGGGAGGCGUCUGUGUUUCGUAACCAUGGGAAAGGCCGCCCCGGGCGCCGAGGGCUGCGUGUUCCUCAGGCAGCGUGCUGUCAACGCGCGCCGUCCGGGCGGAGCUGCGUCAGACGCGCACCCUGAAGUCGCGGCCCGAGCCGUUCGCUCCCGCGCACCUCGGGGUCCGUGGAGCUGGCGGGAGGCGGGCGUCCAGGGAGGGAAGCGAACCUCCAGUGUGAGUCCUGGAGGGGCCGGGGGCGCGCGCGGCUGCGGGGUCGCCGGGCGGCGAGGAGACGCUGACCCGCCCGACCCCGCCAGGCCGCCCCGCGCUCCGCCGCACCUGCGGGGGCAGCACGGCUCGCGGCGCGCCCUGCGCUCGGGACGGGCUGCCCGUUUCAAGUCACCGCCCCCUUUUAUUUCGCCACUGACGUGUCCCGUUUCCUCCCUUCCACCCAGCGGCACGGAAAGCGCGGCGACCUCCGAGCGGCAGCUCUCAGCCCGGCCCCGUCGGAGCCCCUCGGCCUCGGCCUCGGGCGCCCGGCCCCGGCUCGCUCGCGACCCUCGCGCGGGAGGCAGUGUGUCCGCCUUCGGCCACCGUCCCGGCCGCGGCGCGUUUCGUGCGCCGGCCGCCGCCGUCCGGGCAUUAGUCACCGAGCGCCAGGCCGGUGGCGUCGCCGGCACCAUGGAGUCGCCCUUUAGCCCCGGACUCUCGCUGCGGCCGGAUGAGGACUGGGAUUCUGCUCUGUUUGCUGAACUUGGCUAUUUCACAGACACUGAUGAGCUGCAGCUGGACGCAGCAAGUGAGACUUACGAAAACAGCUUUGACAAUCUUGGUUUUGAUUUGGAUUUGAUGCCUUGGGAGACGGGCCUUUGGGACAUCAAUAACCAGCUCUGUGCAGUUGAAGAUAUUAAGGCGGAGCCUCAGCCACUUUCUCCAGCCAGUUACUCCAGUGCUUCCGUCUCGUCUCCUCAGUCAGUGGGCUCUUCCUCUUCAACUCAGCACGUUCCUGAGGAGUUGGAUUUGUGUCCUGCCUCCCAGAUGUCGCCCCUCUCCUUGUACGGUGGGAGCUCUCCUCGUCCCUCUUCGGCAGAGCCACUGAGGGAAGACAAGCCUGUCACUGGUCCUGGGAGCAAACCCGAAAAUGGACUGACUCCAAAGAAAAAACUUCAGAUGAAUUCAAAACCUUCAAUCCAGCCCAAGCCUUUGUUACUCCCAGCAGCACCCAAGACUCAGACAAACCCCAGCGUCCCGGCCAAAGCCAUCAUUAUUCAGACACUGCCAGCGCUUCUGCCACUGGCCAAGCAGCAGCCCGUUAUCAGCAUCCACCCUGCACCCGCUAAAGGUCAGACCAUGCUGCUUUCUCAGCCUGCGCUAGUGCAGCUGCCGGCGCCCGGAACCCUGCCGUCUCCUCAGCCCGUCCUCGCCGUUGCUGGGGGAGCCGCACAGCUCCCCAGUCAUGUGCUGAACAUGGUCCCGGCCCCGGUGGCUGGUGGCCCCGUGCCCGGAAAACUGGCUGUCACCAAACCGGCCCUGCCGAGUGCCCUGAGGAGCGCGGGCUCAGAUAUGGCUGUGCUAAGGAGACAGCAGCGGAUGAUCAAGAACCGGGAGUCGGCCUGUCAGUCUCGCAGGAAGAAGAAGGAGUACAUGCUGGGGCUGGAGGCCCGGCUCAAGGCCGCCCUCUCGGAGAACGAGCGGCUGCGGGAGGAGAAUGGGUCGCUGAAGCGGCAGCUGGACGCGGUUGUGUCGGAGAACCACAGGCUGAAAGUUCCCAGUCCGAAGCGCAGAGCCAUCUGUGUGAUGAUACUGUUGGCGUUUAUCAUACUCAACUGUGGACCCAUGAGCAUUUUGGAACAGGAUUCUAGAAGAAGGAACCCUGGUUUGAACCCUGCACUCCAGAGGCGGCGUCUUCUGGGAUUUUCUGCCAAAGAGGCGCAAGACACAUUGGAUGGUGCCCAGGAAAACAGCUACAGAUCCGACCCCUCGGUGUCCCGCGACAAGGCCCUGAUGGUGCUGAGCGAGGACCCGCUGCUCUUCAUGGCCCCGCCUCCGUGCCAGCCCCUCAUCAACACCACCGAGUCCCUCAGGUUAAACCAUGAACUCCGAGGGUGGGUUCAGAGGCACGAAGUGGAAAGGACCAAGUCGAGAAGGAUGACGAGUGAUGACCACAAGGACCGCAUCCUGCAGGGCGCCCUGGGACAGGGCUCCGACUCCCAGCUGAUGGCCGUCCAGUACACGGAAACCACCAGCCUCAGCGGAAGCGCGGGCAGCGAGCUGCAGGUGUACUACGCGUCCCCCAGGGGCUACCGGGACUUCUUUGACGCCAUCCGCAGACGGGGAGACACUUUCUACGUCGUGUCGUUCCGAAGGGACCACCUGCUGCUACCAGCGACCACGCAUAACAAGACCACCAGGCCCAAGAUGUCCAUCGUCCUGCCAGCAAUAAACGUCAACGUAUCAGGCAGAUGUGCAAAUACUGACAAUACCUAGGACUCCAGAGUUGAAGACAGACAUUUAUGCCACUGUGCCCCGUGUAGAAGGCUGUGCAGCUCACGAGAGCUGUGCCAGGAGAGGAGAAGUCGGUGCUUCCCCGAGGCUGCAGCUACUGGACCUGGGUCAUCAGUGAGUCAGGGGAGCGGCUUUAGCUCUGAAACAGGAAACAGCACUGAGUGCUCUGUGAAGACUUAAUCUGCCGGAGGUCUGUCAGUGGAAGAAAGUUCGGAGGGAACGCGAGCCGGGAGGCAGGGAGCAGCAUUGCAGCUGUCGAGAUGAGCCAGGCAACGUGGCAGCAGACGGCGCGGGGGCGUAAAGGCCUGGAAUGGAGAGAGGGGAAAUGUCCAAAGACAUUUCAGAGGGAACAUCUCUAGCGCCUCGCAGCAGGAGGAGGAGAGACAGCCACGUCCGGGAUGCUGACACUCACUCCUAAGGCUGCCUCUGGCCCCCCCAUCUUCUCUGGUUGACUUCUUUUCCCUUUUGUUCCUUGAAGCCAUCAGGGUGUCCGUUUUUAAGUCCUCCCUAGCCGUUAGGUUAUCCCCACUUAGCCUGGCCUCUUCUGAGCCCUCGUUUACAAAGCGAAUCUGAAAAUAGAUUUGUAAAGUGAAAGUGGCUGAAGGGUAGGCCUGCCUUUGUGGAGACGGAUACUUAAUGAUCACUUUGUUAGAAGGAUUAUCGCUUUGGUUGUUUAUUGGCAGUUGCACAGAUAGUUUUUUUCCAUGAGUACUUUGUCUUUUUAAAUCUGACUUACGAGUAAGCUAUUUAGUCCAUAGGAACGUUCACCAGACUCGAGAGGUUUUAGAUCAGCUGGUGCUUGACCCAAAAGAGCCGGCCGCCGGGCCACCGCACCUGAGUGACCUCGAGUCCCAUUAGCUUUCAGUGACAUCACUUUCACUUCUCCCUUGUGGUAAAAUCUGUUUCUACUCAAACAGAUGGUUUAGCUUUCAAGUAAUAAAAAUUGGAGAUCAGCAUCUGUUUAAGCCAACAGAGUUGAUUUGUGCCUCCUGCUAACUGUCCAGAAUCUGGAUUAUUUCUCUGUUUUACCCAUAUUACGCUCUUCUGAACGGGCUUUUCUUUGUACUGGAAAAUCAAGAACCUUGUAAUGAGGGUGGGACAGUGAGUGCGUGGGGGGAGAGCACCCAAGACAGAAGCCAGGCUUUUAAACCUAUUCAUGAGGUGACAUGCUGCCCCUCCUGCCCUAUUCUGUUGGUCACACAGACUGACCCUGGCACAGCGUUGUAGGGACUGCCGAGAGUGUGACUGCUGGGAGGUCACUGGGGGACAUCUGGGAGGCUGCUCACCCUGCCAGCUUGUCACA